UCCUGCAUCUAUUCCUUUGGAGAGAGAGGCUGUUAAGACCGGACAGAUGGUGACCUUUCUUUGCCAUUUACACAAUGAAUCUUGUAUUGACCUGCCCUGUAAUGAUGAGCAUGUAUCAGACCGUUGGCAUUAGAGUGGAACCUUGACAAAGUAAAGGAUGCUACCUGAUGUGAAAAAUGUGAUUCGUUGACGCUUUACGCACGUAAAAGAAAUAUCCACAGGCGGUGGCACAUGCUGACAUGGAUACAACUUUGAACCCACUCUUGGUGACAAGUGUUUAUUACGAAGAUGAAGGCAAUGACACCACUAUAAAUCUAUUUGAACAGCCAGACUGGCAAGUGGCACUAUGGGCGAUUGCCUACUCUCUAAUCGUGUUCGUGUCGGUCGUGGGGAAUGUCACUGUCAUCUGGAUAAUCUUGGCGCACAAAAGAAUGCGGACCGUGACCAACUAUUUUAUUGUCAACUUGGCGUUUUCGGAUGUAUCUAUGGCAACAUUUAACACUGCGUUUAACUUCGUGUACGCUCUACACAACGACUGGUACUUUGGAUUGGGGUAUUGCAAAUUUCACAACUUUUUCCCCAUCACUGCGAUGUUCUCCAGUAUAUACUCCAUGGCUGCGAUAGCGGUUGACAGGUACUUGGCCAUCAUCCACCCCCUGAAGCCGCGCCUGUCCUCCACCACCACCCGGGUGGUGAUCGUGCUGAUCUGGGUGGUGGCCUGCUCGCUGGCCUUCCCCCAGUGCUUCUACGCCAGCACCAAGUUCUACCCCCCGCGCACCGUCUGCAUGGUGGAGUGGCCCGAGGAGGAACAGGGGCUACACCAGCUCAUAUACCAUACAUCUGUGAUUGUGCUGAUCUACUUGCUCCCUCUGCUGGUCAUGUUAGUGACCUACAGUCUGGUUGGAUACCGGCUGUGGGGUGGGGAGAUCCCGGGGGAGGCAACGGAACACUACCAAAACCAAAUUCAGGCCAAGCGCAAGGUGGUGAAGAUGAUGAUCGUGGUGGUGGUGACGUUUGCUAUCUGCUGGCUGCCCUAUCACAUCUACUUCAUCCUGGGCAGCUUCAACAGGGACAUCUACAAGCAGCGCUUCAUCCAACAGGUCUACUUGGCUAUCUUCUGGCUGGCCAUGAGCUCCACCAUGUACAACCCCAUCAUAUACUGCUGUCUCAACCAGAGGUUCCGCUCGGGGUUCCGCAAGGCGUUCCGCUGGUGUCCCUUCAUCAGGGUGUCGGAGGAGGACAACAUGGAGCUCCAGGCCAUGCGAACCUUCCGCACCACCCGCAGCUACCGCACAGAGACCACCAACACCACGCUGCGCAACCACGACAACACCAACACCAUGCUGCGUAACCACGACAACACCAACACCAUACUGCGUAACCACGACAACACCAACUACAUGCUGCGUAACCACGAUAACGCCAACAGCAUGCCGCGCAACCAUUGCCAUGGGGACCAACCGGAAGACACCAUCUCUAAAUUCAUCAUCAAGGACUGAUGCCAUGGUGACACCAUCUCCAAAUUCAUCAAAGAAGGAUGUCAUGCUGAUGCCACAUCUCCCUCUCCAAACUCAUCAAGGACUGAUGUGCCAAGAUGGAGGACACCAUUUUCAGACUCAUGAUGGACUGAUUCUGCAUUCGUUUACCUCGGAUCCGAUAAAGGUUUCCUUUAAAAAGGGGAAAGUGUUCUGUUAGUACGGGUUGCCAAGCAACCAUCUCAGAUCUUCGAGACAGAAGGAUAAACAAAUAAAAUGCCCCCUGAUGCCCACACCAA
This is a messenger RNA of Engraulis encrasicolus (European anchovy), 1774 nucleotides long. It is a transcript of the gene tacr2, whose product is annotated as tachykinin receptor 2. Gene Ontology annotation, biological process: positive regulation of flagellated sperm motility; G protein-coupled receptor signaling pathway. The transcript has 5 exons. Gene Ontology annotation, molecular function: substance K receptor activity. The record is from RefSeq and is a predicted model, not a curated record. Gene Ontology annotation, cellular component: plasma membrane; sperm midpiece. The coding region runs from base 240 to 1499 and encodes 419 amino acids. Lineage: Eukaryota; Metazoa; Chordata; Actinopteri; Clupeiformes; Engraulidae.